AAUGCAUAAUCGGUCUGAGGAAGCAUUUUGGGGCAUAUGGAUUAAUAUGUAGAACGUAAACAUGACGCCAAGAGACCAACGUAGGUAAUCUUGACAGAAACUCGAAACGCAUAUCUCGUGAUAAUCAUCCAUUAGGUGUCAUCUAGGCGGAGAAUAUUCACGCGCAAGAUGGAUUCAGAAAACGAAUCGAUCAAACUUGUUUCCGAUGAUGCGACGGAUAGACCGCCUCAUAAACAAUACGUACCGGAAACGAACGGUCGUGACGUCGAUUCGUUGAACAAUUUAGUUGUUCAUGAGAACGAUGCGGAAUUGACUUUUAAUCAUGGGAAAAUUCAACUGCAUACCGACGUUGGUUGGAUGGGAUCAAGUGGUUGCAGUAUAAACGAAACAACUGGUCUGAAACGAAAUAGAAUUAUAGUUGUUGGUGAUAAAGGUUUUGAUAUAACGUCGCGGUUGUGUUUUAAAGACGAAUUUGACAAACAUCGCCAAGUUCUAGAGAAAGGAAUGAAAGAAGGGUCAAGGAACACCGAAAUACAAUACCAAGCUAGCAGUAGUAAAUCAAUAUGGCGAAGUUUCAUUUCUCUGUGUAUCGGGCUUUUCUUUGCAUUUAUGUCAUUCAUGCCGUUAAGAAAUAUUCAAACCAGUUUGUACCCUUGGCGCCAUUUAGGCAACUACAGUCUGGCAGCCAUGUAUCUGAGCUUCGCAAUCGGGUGUCUGUUCUCCAACUGGAUUACGCAGAACUCAAGACCGAAAGGCAUAAUUCUUGUAGCAAUAUUUGGUCACGUGAUAUUUUGUGCGGCUAACAUAUAUCCGUCCGCAUAUACCCUCAUACCGGCGUCCAGUUUCUUCGGAUUUUCUCACGCCAUAUUGUGGUCCACGCAAGAGCUCAUGAUUGCAAGCUAUGGGGCCAGCUACACCGCGAUUAGUCACAUGACCAUCAAUAAGACCAUCCAUCAAUUCCAAAGCGUAUUCCUGGUGUUCUGUCACGCGUCCCAGGUCCUUGGGAACCUUAUCGAGUCCGCAAUACUCCGUAGUGGCGACUAUGAACAAAGCCGGCCAAACAUGUCCGUUUACCUUUACCGACUAGAGAAGGACCUUUACGAGAACGGGAUCGAGAUCACGAAUAUCACGGAUAAAGUCGACACCUCGGACAAUCUGGUUUGGGUUGGCCCUUUUGGCUACAAAAUUCAGCCAGACCUGGGUCUGUCGUCCGGAGAUAAACCAAAUUACGAAACUAUCGUGAAGCUGGUGUUCAUUGCCUUCGCGGUGAUCGGAAUGACCAUUUUAUGCUUGUUUUUGAAUAAACCAGACAUAAUUGUCCACAAAAAGAAGUUGACGCUCUGUGAAAGUUUCCGUGCAAUUCGGAAGUUUCUUACCACGGGAACCUUUUACGCGCUUUUCUUACUGAUGUUAUUCUCUGGAAUGCAGCAGGCAGUUGUCAUUGGUAACGUUACCAAGCUAUACGGCAGCCUGACUCUGGGUAUAUCCAUGGUAGGCUAUAUGAUGAUGUGCUACGGAACAUGUCAGCUCAUAGUCCUGCUCGUCAUGGAAAAGGUCUACAACCAACUGAGGGCCAGUAUCGCUAUAUUCAACGCGUUCCUGAUUACACUCGGUCUACUGGUGUGGUUGUACAUAUGGGAGCCGGACUCCGACAACCUGUUCAAGGUCAUAGCCUAUGUCGCGGUGUGGGGUGCGGCCGACGGGUUGUGGCAGUCGCAAGUUCAAAACGUCCUACUGUCUUGGUCCACCGGCCGAAAGGAAGCGGCGGUGACCGUGUACCGCACCGUGCAAAGCCUCGGUCUCGCGCUCGUGUUCCUUCUCGACGUCUACGUGUCCUUGCUGAACUUGAUCUGCGUCUGCUGCGCCGUACUGGUCGUCGGCGUCAUGCUGUACCUUCUUAUGGAGGUUAUCCGGACGCCACAUCACGUCACUGAACCAUUGCCGUUCGCUCUUUAAAUACAACGGUUUGACGACAUUGGUGUAAACAUUUCAUGAGCGCAAAUUGCGCGCUCUAUGAACAUGCCAUUUAAUCUUAGUGGACGGUCAGUUGGAACUUUUUAAGUUAAAAAUUCAUUAUUGAGUGCUGACGUUAUCAUGUAAAAUAUGAUCAUAAGC
This is a messenger RNA of Dreissena polymorpha, 2115 nucleotides long. Its product is annotated as protein unc-93 homolog A-like. The transcript has 4 exons. The record is from RefSeq and is a predicted model, not a curated record. NCBI's taxonomy places the organism in Eukaryota, Metazoa, Mollusca, Bivalvia, Myida, Dreissenidae. The coding region runs from base 169 to 1956 and encodes 595 amino acids.